UCCAAAGAAGCGAGAGUUCAAGUUGAACAACGACGUAUGUAACCGCCGAAGCGUCCAGAAUGAAGGGAUCCAAGGUCAAGGGCUUGUUGUCUUCGAUUUGUUGUUACAACUUCGCUCUUUGUCAAUCAAUAAACACCCUACAGUCAACAUGAAGCUCUCCGUCUUUGCUCUCCUUGCCGGCUCUGCCGCUGCCUACACCACCCCCACCAUGACCUUUGCUGUUGGCAAAAAGUCUGCUCCUAAGAUCAAGGCCUCCAGUGGCGGCACUGUCCCAUCCAAGGCUCUUCCUUACGAGAACGCCCCUGCUGCUCUUGAUGGAAGCCUUCCCGGUGAUGUCGGUUUCGACCCAUGCUUCCUUUCCACAAAGGCUGACUUGAUGGCUGACUACUUCAACGGACUUAACUUCGUUGGCAACCCAGGUCUUUCUGGACUUGAAUGGUACCGUGAAGCCGAAUUGAUGCACGGACGUAUCGCACAAAUGGCCGUCCUCGGAUUCAUCUUCCCUGGAUUCACUCGUCUUCCCGGUCUUGAGGGAGUCAGCUCCAACCCCCUUGCUGCCUUCGACGAGGUCCCAUACGCCGGUGUCUGGCAAACCAUUGCCUUCAUGGGAUUUGUUGACUUGUUCCGCAUUAGCCGAAUCCGAGAAUUGGGAUCCAGCUACACUCCCGGUGACUACGGUUGGGGACAAGGAGGAUUCAACCCCUUCGGAUUCAACUACUCCCCAGAAGAAUACUACGAGAAGCAAGUGCAAGAGACCAAGCACGGACGUCUGGCUAUGAUUGCUCUUCUUGGACUUAUCUGGCAAGCCAAUGCCUCCGGUGUUGGUGUCCUUGACCAAUUGGGACCUGCUUUCUCUGCUCCCGAUUACUACGCACGUGCUGGAUACUUCCUGCCCCAGGGAAUCUAA
Messenger RNA from Seminavis robusta, 907 nucleotides. Lineage: Eukaryota; Bacillariophyta; Bacillariophyceae; Naviculales; Naviculaceae. The record is from the annotation of a GenBank genome assembly.